AAAAGAAAAAGAAAGAAAAAAGCUAAUCUUUUGAUGAUAACUCUUCCACUCCGAGACGACGAUGAGGAAAACUACGAAGACGAAGCUAAAAUGCUCCUCAUCGGAGAGACUGGAAUCGACGUUGAGAGUUUCUCUCCUCUCUGUGACGGUGCACCGGAGCUCCAGCAGUACAACAUCCGCUCAAUCGAGUCAACGGUCGUGAUCCGUCAACUGACGUCACAGGGUCUCUCCUUCCAGCUCUGGCCAGCAGCUUCUACUUUCGUCACGCUGCUCGAUAAUCACCGACGUGACCCUAGCAACAGUCCCCUAACCGCAACACUCUCGUCGCUAAAACCCGACGGUCCUGUCUCCUCGUCGUCGUCUCCAUCGAUAAACAUACUCGAGCUCGGAUCUGGAACCGGCGUCGUCGGAAUCGCUGCGGCGAUCACUCUUUCCGCUAACGUCACGGCGACGGAUCUCCCACACGUCCUCGACAACCUCAGCUUCAACGCCGACGCCAACGCGCAAGCCGUGGCGAGAUUCGGCGGGAAAGUCCACGUGGCACCGCUACGAUGGGGAGAGGCUGAUGACGUGGAGCUUCUGGGCCGGGACGUUGACUUGGUUUUAGCGUCGGACGUUGUGUACCACGACCAUCUCUACGAGCCUCUACUCAAAACGUUGCGUUUGAUGGUGACGGUGAUGCGUUUAGAGGGGAAGAGGUUGAUAUUCUUGAUGGCUCAUCUGAGGAGGUGGAAGAAAGAAUCUGUCUUCUUCAAGAAAGCUCGAAAGGUUUUCGAUGUUGACGUUAUACACUCUGAUGUUCCUCAACAAGGUUCCAGGAUCGGCGUUGUGGUCUACCGUUUUGCCGCGAAACAAACAAAUCAAAAUGGUCGGAUUGUUUCGUGUUAACAGUUGAAGUUUUCAGGAUUAAAAUUUCCUUUGAUAAAAUUUCCCAAAAUGUGUUGUCGAAAGUGUUAUUAAAAAUUAAUGGGAAUUAUAAGCAUU
Molecule: messenger RNA, 984 nt
Organism: Eutrema salsugineum
Lineage: Eukaryota; Viridiplantae; Streptophyta; Magnoliopsida; Brassicales; Brassicaceae
Product: protein N-lysine methyltransferase METTL21A
Exons: 1
Coding region: 34-888 (284 amino acids)
Source: RefSeq, a predicted model, not a curated record